Caenorhabditis angaria is the source of this 2143-nucleotide messenger RNA. Lineage: Eukaryota; Metazoa; Nematoda; Chromadorea; Rhabditida; Rhabditidae. The record is from the annotation of a GenBank genome assembly.
AUGAACCUUGUUCACCCAACACCAAGACCUGGUUAUUAUGUUGUGGAAUUAAAUCGAAGUGUUUGGGUGGUUCCCGAAUAUUAUAUUAAUUUGACACCGAUUGGAACUGGAGCAUAUGGAACUGUUUGGUGAGAAACUUUUUCAUUCCUUUUCACCAUUUUUGAAUUUUCAUUUUAUGUUGAAAAAAUUUAGUUUGAAAAAAUUAUUCUGAACUUUUAAAUUUUUUGAAAUAAUCAAAUUUGAGACGAAUUUUGCGAAUAUUUGUGAUUCUUUAAAUUUGAUGCUUUUUUUCGUCAAAACAAUUAUUCUACAAAAUUUUUAUUUAUUUUUUAGCCGAUUCCAAAAAAUUUAUUCUGAUUCAAAAUUAAUUCCCUAUAUUUUUCAGUGCCGCUGAAUGCACCCGAACUGGCAAAAAAGUUGCUAUCAAAAAAUUCAAUCGUCCCUUCCAAUCUAUAAUUCAUGCAAGAAGAACUUAUCGAGAAUUACGAUUAUUGAGAUGUAUGAAACAUGAAAAUAUAAUCGAUCUUCUCGAUGUUUUCACACCGAAUUCACAAGUUUCCGAAAUCGAUGAUGUUUAUUUUGUUUCAAUGUUGAUGGGAGCUGAUUUGUCGAAUAUUUUGAAGAUUCAAAGGUUGAAUGAUGAUCAUAUUCAGUUUUUGGUUUAUCAAAUUUUGAGAGGAUUGAAGGUUUGUAUACAACAAAAAAUUUGAAUUCAAUUUCAUUAGAAUUUUUCAGUAUAUUCAUUCUGCUGAUAUCAUACAUCGAGAUUUGAAACCUAGUAACAUUGCUGUAAAUGAAGACUGUGAAUUGAAAGUGAGUUUUCAGAUUUGAAUUUAUGGCCAAAAAUUUUCCAAAGGAAAUCUUAAAAUUUCAGAUUCUUGAUUUCGGGUUGGCUCGUCAAACAGAUUCAGAAAUGACAGGAUACGUGGCAACACGUUGGUAUCGAGCACCUGAAAUUAUGCUAAAUUGGAUGCAUUAUACACAAACUGUUGAUGUUUGGAGUGUUGGUUGUAUUUUGGCUGAAUUGAUCACUUCAAAAACACUGUUUCCUGGAUCAGAUCGUAAGAAUUUUUAAAUUUUAUAGCUUCCAUAUGAAUGAAAUUUCAGAUAUUGAUCAAUUGACUCGAAUUAUGUCAGUUGUUGGAACUCCAGAUGAGGAGUUUUUGAAGAAAAUCUCAUCGGAAGAAGCUCGAAAUUAUAUUCGGAAUUUGCCGAAAAUGCCUAGAAGAGAUUUCAAGAAACUUUUCGCGCAAGCAACUCCUCCAGCUAUUGAUUUAUUAGAGAAAAUGUUGCAUUUGGAUCCGGAUAGAAGGUUUGUUUUGAAUUUGAGAAAAUAUUGAGAAAUUCAGUAGUAGGGAUUUUUCUGAUGAAUUUUCUGAGGGUUCAAUAAUCGACACUAAUUCUCAUAAUUUUGACGUUAAAUUUGUAUAUCAAUUCACGAAUACUAUUUUAAAACCGAAAAGUCGGAAUCCGACUGCUUUUCUCGUCCCAAAAUCUUCUUUUUUUUAUUCAAACUCAGAAAUUUUUUUGUACCGGGACAGAAUUUUUUAAGCACAUUGUUCGAGUACUGUCUAUAUUUUGUGCAGAUGAUGACGUCAUGACCUGCACAAAAUAUAGACAGUACUCGAACAAUGUGCUUAAAAAAUUCUGUCCCGGUACAAAAAAAAUUCUGAGAAAAUCUCCCAUUUCCAGACCAUCUGCAAAAGAAGCAAUGGAACACGAAUAUUUGCAAGCAUAUCACGAUGAAUCAGAUGAACCAGAAGCUGGUGAAAUGGAUUUAAAUGAUGAUGUUAUGGCAAACACAAUUGAUGAAUGGAAACAAAUUAUUUGGGAUGAAAUUGCCGAUUUUGAGGUAUUUUAUUUUUUUUGGAUUUUAAUUUUAGUCUGAAAAAAGUAGAGAAUGAAAUUAUCGAACUUAAUGAUUUUUGGCGUGAACUUCGACCACAAUUAAAAGUGUCAUAAAAAUUAUCAAAACAUAAAAAUUUAAUUGGAUUUUUAUUUGUAAACAUAGCUACUGUCCGAAUUUCCUUGUCUCCGAGACUCACAAAAAUAUUCAGAUAAAAACUCUCAUAGUUUACAUAAAUGUAAAUAUUUAUUGAUUUUUUUGCAGAGAAUUCGACAGGAAAGAGAAAAAAGAAGAUGA